ACGGUGUGUGUAUGCAGUAGUGCUGGUUUGGUUUUUUGGGAUGUGCAAUCUUCCAAGGACUCUUCCGAAUUUAUUGCGGAAUAAAUUCACUCGAGAGGACUGAACGCCUCUCCUCCCUCCAGACAGAACGAGACGACUGAUUGCAUAUUAUAUAGCUCAGUUGUCCAACUUGGGUGAAGAGUUACCACGUGCAUCGAUGCAAAGAGGGAGAGAGAGAGAGAGUGAAUGCGAGACAAACAGUUUACCUCAAAAUUAAAGACCUUGCUAUUAAUAAUUGGGGUCUAUCUGGUAGUGACUUAAUUUGCCGUCCGGACAUACAUUCGUCUGCAUGUGUUCCCCUGAAGAGCAUUUUUCUAAAUUAUAUAUAUACUUAUGUAUAUAGUAUCUGUAUUUUUCUUCAUGCAGAAUUUAAGCGGUUUGCACUACACAUUACCUCUCGUACCGUGCAGAUCAAUAUUAUUGAUCCCAGCUCGUGGUGGUAGUAUAAUAGUAGGGCACAUACAACCAGACUUUCACUACGGUGGGGUUGGUUGGCACUCUUCCGAAGUGAGUGAGCAGUUAGCAGUUGCAUCAGAUCGAGUUCAUCUGGCAGUCGUUCCUCGGAAGUUCCUCCUUCCUUGAUCCGACAUAUGGAUGUUCGUACGUAGUAGUCGUCACAACAUGACCAUUGCUCCCAUACAACUGCUGCCACAGCAGUUGUUUAUUAUCUCCCGAACGUAGUUUACGUUUAGGCAAAAACUCAAAGUGCCAGGCUGUUUGUUAGCGUUGUGAAAUCUGGUGAAAGCAGUUAAAGCAAGAGGAAAUUACAGGAAAACACAUAAUAAUCAUGGCCGCCUCCUCUACAAAGUCGAACCAAAUGUUAACCAGCGGAACAUUAAAGUGUGUCACUUGUACUAAACACAACUGGUUAUAAGUGAGCAAAGGAAAGGAAAGGAAAUCCGAUAAGCAAGAUGGAAUUUCGAAAUUUUAUCGAUCGUUUCCAACGGCGAGGAUCUGACUAUUUUUCAUCAUUAAUUGGACGACCCCGAACUUAUGAUGGGGAAAAUACCUUGAAUGGCUCCGAGACUCAGAAUGACCAAGGCGAGGACACCGUGGAUGGGGCAAUUUUGUCGAGGAAUGCGGGGGACGGCAAGAGUCGAGUGAUCCUCAUCAACAAGCCACAAGGAGAACAUUUCCUCACCAAUGAAAUUUCCACUGCCAAAUAUUCAGUCUUGUCUUUCAUUCCCUCAUUUUUAUUUGAGCAGUUUCGUCGCUACUCCAACAUUUUCUUUCUCUGUAUAGCUUUACUUCAGCAAAUACCUGAUGUCUCACCCACCGGGAGAUAUACCACCCUAGUCCCACUUAUUUUUAUUCUCUCAGUUUCUGCCCUCAAAGAAAUCAUAGAAGACUGGAAACGUCAUGUAGCCGACAGAGAAACUAAUAAUCGAGAGAUUGACGUCUUAAAAAAUGGGCAAUGGCAGCCUGUCAAGUGGUCUAAUGUGGGAGUUGGAGACUUUUUAAAAGUGAAGAACAACAUGUUCUUCCCUGCCGAUUUAAUACUUUAUUCCACGAGUGAACCUCAAGGAAUUUGCUAUAUCGAAACUUCCAAUUUGGACGGCGAAACAAAUCUCAAAGUUCGACAAGGGCUGCCUGAAACUGCAGAGGUGCUAGAUACGAGAGAUCUUGCUGCUUUAACAGGAUACGUGGAAUGUGAACUCCCAAAUCGCCAUUUAUAUGAAUUUGCUGGAAAGCUUAAGCUAGGCAACGCAGGAGAAGAACUGGCGUUGGGCCCCGAUCAGGUUCUACUUCGAGGAGCAAAGCUUCAAAAUACAAAUUGGGUGUUUGGUCAAGUAGUCUACACUGGUCACGAAACAAAACUUCUCAAAAACUCGACCGCCGCCCCUCUGAAACGCUCGACUGUUGAUAAAUUAACAAACAAUCAAAUCAUAAUGCUCUUCAUUCUUUUGAUCUUGGUGUCGGUCAUGUCAGCAAUAUUUUCAUUAGUCCUCAUCGACGAGGAGAAAAUCUGGUAUCUGCCACCCUCGAAAGGUGGAAUUUCAGGUGUCAAAGGGAAAAUCUUAAAAUUUUUCCAAAGUGCGCUGACUUUCCUUAUUUUGUAUAACAAUCUAAUUCCAAUCUCACUCACUGUGACCCUUGAAGUAGUCCGUUUCAUUCAGGCAAUGUUCAUUAACAUGGACCGUGAUAUGUACUGUGCGGAAACAGAUACUCCGGCCAUGGCCAGGACUUCAAAUCUCAACGAAGAACUUGGACAAGUUCGUUAUGUUUUCUCUGACAAAACCGGCACGCUUACGAGAAACGUGAUGGAAUUCAAGGGGUGUACCGUAGGAGGGGAAAUGUACGACCCCGAUUUCUUCCUUCUGGAUCCCAUUCCCCUUAUCGAGAAUUUGAGAAGUGGCCACAAGACAGCAGAUGAGAUUAGAGAGUUUCUAGUUCUUCUUUCGGUUUGCCAUACUGUGAUCCCUGAACAUACAGAAACAGAAGUUGUUUAUCACGCCGCUUCACCGGAUGAACGUGCUUUAGUUUAUGGUGCCAGCAAAUUAGGUUACGUGUUUAAUACUAGAACUCCUAGUUAUGUAGAAAUUAGUGCGUUGGGGGUUACAGAGAGAUAUGAAGUUCUUAAUGCGCUCGAAUUUACGUCAACUCGUAAACGAAUGUCAGUGAUAGUGAAAGCCCCAAAUGGCAAAAUACGUCUUUUCUGCAAGGGAGCUGACACAGUAAUUUACGAGAGGCUCGCAGCGCAUGGGAAUUCUGAGUCGAAUAAGCAAAAAACUCGUGAACACUUGGAAAUAUUUGCCACUCAAGGUCUGCGAACAUUGUGCGUCGCAGCUGCAGAUAUUUCUCCGCAUGCUUAUGAGGAUUGGAGAAAGAUUUAUCAUAAGGCGUCUACGGCAAUACAAAAUAGGGAGCUGAAAUUAGAAGAAGCGUCAAAUCUCAUUGAAAGGAACCUCAUAUUACUGGGCGCAACAGCCAUCGAGGAUAAGCUGCAAGACAAAGUGCCCGAAACUAUUGCUGCUCUCAUAAAGGCAGGCAUCAGUGUUUGGGUAUUGACUGGCGACAAGCAAGAAACCGCCAUUAACAUUGGGUACUCUAGUCGCCUUCUCAGUCAAUCUAUGGAGCUUCUAAUUGUCAACCAAGAAAGCCUGGAUGCCACUCGGGAGUGCAUCCUAGGAUAUAUUCAUGCACUUUCACGUGACAAUAGUCAUGUUCUGCCAAAGGAAAACGAGGCUGCCGUAAUUAUUGACGGCAAAAGUCUAACGUAUGCACUUAGUUGCGAUUUGCGGAGGGAUUUCAUUGAUCUUUGUUGUAGCUGCAAGUCCGUCAUUGUCUGUAGAGCUUCCCCAAUACAAAAAGCUGAAAUUGUUGAAUACGUAACGCACCAAACCGGCGAAGUCACCCUUGCCAUCGGAGAUGGCGCAAAUGACGUUGCUAUGAUUCAAAAGGCCCAUGUUGGCGUCGGAAUUUCAGGCGUUGAAGGUCUUCAAGCUGCAACAGCGUCUGAUUAUGCCAUUGCCCAAUUCCACUUUCUUGCGAAAUUGCUAUUCGUCCACGGAGCUUGGAAUUACGAUCGGAUGUGCAAACUUAUCUUUUAUAGUUUCUACAAAAAUAUUUGUCUCUACAUCAUUGAGCUAUGGUUUGCGAUAUACUCUGCGUGGUCGGGUCAAGUAAUUUUCGAAAGAUGGACGAUCGGCUUUUACAACAUGCUUUUCACAUCUGCCCAACCAAUUGCAAUGGGAAUAUUUGAGCGUCAAUGUAGCCAAGAUAUACGAAUGAAGUUCCCAGUAUUAUACCGCCAGAACAAAGAUGCUUUUAACCUCAAGACAUUCUUUAUGUGGGUGGGGAACUCUAUUGUACAUUCCAUUUUUCUAUUUUGGUUAUCCUACUGGGCCAUGGGGGAUGGAAUUGUGUGGGGACACGGAGCUGAAGGAGGUUAUCUAGUCUUGGGAAAUUUUAUUUACACUUACGUUGUGAUAGUUGUGAGCUUAAAAGCAGGACUUGAAACGAAAUCCUGGACCCUGUUCACUCAUCUCGCCAUUUGGGGAUCCAUCGUUAUAUGGGUCUUAUUUCUAAUAAUCUACAGCCUGGUAUGGCGUACGUUGCCAAUCGGAGCAGAAAUUUUUGGAAUCGGUUUCAUGGUGUUUACUUCUCCCGUAUUUUGGGUUGGCGUGAUACUCAUUCCUGUUGCCACCCUUCUUCCAGACGUUAUUAUGAAAGCUGUACAAAAUACAAUGUUCCAAUCUCUGGACGAUCAAUUUCGCGAGUGUGAAGUUCUCCAGAGAGAUCCGAGUGCCAUCCUAUCCAAUGAGAAACACAGUCCCGUGUCCAGUUCUUCCCACCUCUUCUUCGUUACCACCCAAGGGGGCCAAGGAUUCAACGAUUCUGAAGUUGCAUCUGCUUCUUCUAUGAGUCAGCCACCCUUAUUGAAUUGGGAAGCAAGGUCACCCGACUAUGACAACGAAGGUCAACGCCGCCCCACUCCUUAUCCUGUAUUGAACCGUGCAACGGCACCCGACUAUGAUGACCAAGGUCACCGCCGCCCCACUCCUUACCCCAACCCCGACAAUACCGAAAACUAGUCAGCAACUCAAAAUUAUUAAUGCCUUUAUGUCUCCUUGAAUACCUUCCUGACCAUUCAUGUCCAAUCCGUUAUUAUUUCCUCUAAAUACUGUACAGUCAGUCAGUCAUUUAUGACAACGCAUGUCUCAACGCAUUGUAGUACAAAGUCAAUAAAUUGCUCAUGUCCCGAGUUACGCUAUCAAGUUGCUCAGUAAUUAAAGUGCCUUUGAUAUUUAGUAAUUUAUUUAUAUUUACACGUUUGAUUUAAUAGGAUAGAUUUAGAUUUAGUAAGUUUGCUGUUUGUUGAAUCCAGACGCGUUAAUUUUAGGGUUUGUUUCUCCUCGUGCAUGAAAAUGCCAGUUUUGUUUUCGUAUUACUUUUGCGUGUAUUUGGCGAAAAUAUAAUAAUUAACUAGCACCCAAGUUUGCAUACAUAUGUAUCUCGUGUACAUAUAUUUACAUACUUACAUACGUACACACCACACACUUUACAUAACCAACCAUUGAGAUUUAUUAAUUUACUUAAUACAGCUUUGAUGCGAAUGAUUCUAAAGUUGAGAUUUAUUUGCUAAUGUUAUGUAACAUUGUUCAUUGUAAUGAAUUCAUUUAGGUUGAAUAACAAUAAGUUUGAUGAGCAAGUGUCCGUAGCGUCAUGCUUGUUAAGGUAAAUCGUACUGACAACAACAAAUAUUCAUUGCAUUUUACUACAAUUCGUUCCUUGCUCUCUCACACAACAAACCAGCAGCAGUACUAACCUUAAAAUAGUUUUUAAAUAUUUCACAUUUUUCAUGGAUUUGGUUUUGGGCUGCUGCAGCGCAAUAUUUACACCACGACACGAGCCUUAAUUAUUGCUUAUUUAUUUAUAGAUGAUUUUUUGUAGUUUUUGAAGAUGAUUGUGUAUUUUAUAAGUAAAUAUUUUACAAUAUCAAUGCCUGCUGCCCUAUGUACUUCCAAAUGUACAUUUAAUUUUGUGAAUCUGUUUUACUCUUGAUUGGUUCAGAUUAAGCCAAAUAAUAAUAAUGCACACUAAUCAGGUACUUGUUUAUAACUUUUAUUUUCAAAAUAUUUUCCGGUAUGUAGUUGUUAUUUUCUUAAAAAUAAAGCAAUUGUUACACCGCAGA
Folsomia candida is the source of this 5674-nucleotide messenger RNA. RefSeq names its product probable phospholipid-transporting ATPase IA (gene ATP8A). Lineage: Eukaryota; Metazoa; Arthropoda; Collembola; Entomobryomorpha; Isotomidae. The transcript is spliced from 20 exons. Gene Ontology annotation, biological process: phospholipid translocation. Bases 951 to 4574 code for a protein of 1207 amino acids. Gene Ontology annotation, cellular component: plasma membrane. The record is from RefSeq and is a predicted model, not a curated record. Gene Ontology annotation, molecular function: ATP hydrolysis activity; ATPase-coupled intramembrane lipid carrier activity; magnesium ion binding.